CCAGCUGCAAGUGAGACCACCACCAACAGCACCAUUUUCACUUCGCAGGACCACCUUUACCCUCACACACAACCAACCGCCAUGGGGAGCAGACAAGACACAGGGCCGCAGGCGCGGAAGCCUCCAAAGUCCAUGUUGUACACUCGGACCGGUGACAAGGGAACAUCUCAGCUCUACACGGGCCAACGCCGUCCAAAAACAGACAUUGUGUUCGAAUGCCUCGGACACGUGGAUGAAUUGAAUUCACAGUUUGGCUUGGUCCGAGAGCACCUGGACGCACGCCUGCUGCACGACGUCGAUGCUGAUUUGCACGAGAUUCAGUGUCUUCUCAUGGAGCUGGGCACGCACAUUGCCAGCCCUGGCGUGGUGUCCGUCAAGGACUUUGACGAUGAUGCAACGAACCUCAAGUGGCUGGAGCGCCGCAUUGACGAGCUGGACAGCGAACUUCCGCCCCUCAGGAACUUCAUUCUUCCCUCCGGCGGUAAGGCUGCCGCACACAUGCACUUGGCGCGCUGUGUAUGCCGCCGGGCAGAGCGCGCCCUUGUCCAUCUCCGCCAAUGCAGCAACGACGACGACAACGACGAUAAUGGUAGUGAUGAUGACGAUGACGACGAUAGUGGCGGUGCAUGCUCGGCUGCUGCUCUCAAGUUCAUCAACCGGUUGUCGGACUUUGCAUUCUGCUGCGCACGCGUUUGUGCAUUCAGGACUGGCGGUAUCGAGACGGUGUUUCAAAGCAAGCCGGACCGGCGGCACAUUCACACACGAGCAGCAACCAGCAAGGAAGCACGUGCCCAUGGUGGUGGAAGUGGAAGCAGCCAGGUCUUGGUGGUGGCAGCUGUGGCUGUGGCGGCGGCCGUAUGUGGCGCUGCCAUCAUGCACACUGUUCGCCGGCACUCAUAA
Messenger RNA from Salpingoeca rosetta, 900 nucleotides. RefSeq lists its product as uncharacterized. Gene Ontology annotation, molecular function: corrinoid adenosyltransferase activity. NCBI's taxonomy places the organism in Eukaryota, Choanoflagellata, Craspedida, Salpingoecidae. The record is from RefSeq and is a predicted model, not a curated record. Bases 82 to 900 code for a protein of 272 amino acids. The transcript is spliced from 5 exons.